ACCUUGAAUCCAGACCAGAGCUCUGACCGGCAGACCAUGAUUCGCAUCGUACCCAGCGAGCAAGGCCAAAACUGUGUGUGUUUCCCUGCAACACCUUAGUGAAAAGGUUGGCUGUGUGAGUGAGGUAUGAAUGUAUUAAUUUCCUGGACACUCAGUUUACUACAGAAAGAUCAACAGGGCUGUGAUAUGUGACAGUGCUCGGAUUUCUCCCCGUGUGGUACAGAGGAAGGAUUGUUUGCGGGGCCGGCAUGAGGUAGGGACCCACUCACCGGAGGGAUGCUACGAUAAACACAGCAUCUUGCCCUGUGACUUGCUCGGGGAGUUUCGGGGGAGCGGCUGGACACACGUGGCCGGGGAGGUGCGUGGCUGCGAGUUGGUCCGACCAGUAAAGGUCUGGACCAAAGGCUGGUCGCUUUCUAAAAUAAACUCACCCUUUGACUUUUGGUCGGGGUUGUGCUGAGCCGGGCCCAGCCUCGUUCAGUGGCGUCUGAGCAGCGCAGGAGGCAGCAUUGGGACUUCUCUCCCCGGAACAAUGCCGACGGUGGACGACAUCCUAGAACACAUAGGGGAAUUCAACUUUUUCCAGAAACAAACAUUUCUCCUCCUCGCUCUGCUCUCUGCCGCCUUCACCCCCAUCUACGUGGGCAUCGUCUUCCUGGGCUUCACCCCGGACCACCGCUGCCGGAGCCCCGGGGUGGCCGAGCUGAGCCGGCGAUGCGGCUGGAGCCUCGCCGAGGAGCUCAGCUACACGGUGCCGGGCCCGGGGCCCGAGGGCCAGGCCUUCCCCCGCCGGUGCCGCCGCUACGAGGUCGACUGGAACCAGAGCGCCCUCGGCUGCGUGGACCCGCUGGCCGGCCUGGCCGCCAACAGCAGCCUCCUGCCUCUGGGCCCCUGUCGGCACGGCUGGGUGUACGACACGCCCGGCUCCUCCAUCGUGACCGAGUUUAACCUAGUGUGUACCAACUCCUGGAUGCUGGACCUGUUUCAGUCGGCUGUGAAUGUAGGAUUUUUUAUCGGUUCUGUGGGUAUCGGCUACACAGCAGACAGGUUUGGCCGUAAGCUCUGCCUCUUGAUUACAAUCCUCAUAAAUGCUUCAUCUGGAGUUCUCGUGGCUAUUUCCCCAACCUAUACAUGGAUGUUAAUUUUUCGCUUGAUCCAAGGACUGGUCAGCAAGGCAGGCUGGUUAAUAGGCUACAUCCUGAUUACAGAAUUUGUUGGGCUGAGCUAUCGGAGAACAGUGGGGAUUUUUUACCAAGUGGCCUUUACGGUUGGGCUCCUGGUGCUUGCUGGGGUGGCAUACGCACUUCCGCACUGGAGAUGGCUGCAGUUCACAGUGACUCUGCCCAACUUCUGCUUCUUGCUCUAUUACUGGUGUGUACCUGAGUCUCCUAGGUGGCUGAUCUCCCAGAACAAAGAUGCUAAAGCCAUGAAAAUCAUUAAGCACAUAGCAAAGAAAAAUGGAAAAUCUCUGCCUGCCUCUCUUCAGAGCCUCGGACCUGAUGAGGAAGUUGGCGAGAAGUUGAAUCCUUCAUUUCUUGACUUGGUCAGAACCCCUCAGAUAAGGAAACACACUUUGAUCUUGAUGUACAACUGGUUCACGAGCUCUGUUCUCUACCAGGGCCUCAUCAUGCACAUGGGCCUCGCCGGGAGCAACAUCUACCUGGACUUCCUCUACUCUGCCCUGGUCGAAUUCCCGGCCGCCUUCAUCAUCCUCGUCACAAUUGACCGCGUGGGUCGCCGUCAUCCAUGGGCUGCAUCGAAUACGGUGGCAGGGGCAGCCUGUUUAGCCUCGGUUUUUAUCCCUGAGGAUCUACACUGGCUAAGAGUUACAGUCGCAUGCUUGGGUAGAAUGGGGAUUACAAUGGCCUAUGAAAUGGUCUGCCUGGUCAAUGCGGAACUGUACCCCACAUUCAUCAGGAACCUUGGGGUCCUCGUCUGCUCCUCCAUGUGUGACAUCGGGGGCAUCAUCACACCGUUCCUGGUCUACCGGCUCACCAACAUCUGGCAUGAGCUUCCCCUGGUGGUUUUUGCUGUAGUUGGCCUGAUUGCUGGAGGACUGGUGUUAUUGCUCCCAGAGACCAAAGGGAAGACUUUGCCUGAGACCAUUGAAGAAGCUGAAAACAUGCAGAGACCAAGAAAAAACAAAGAGAAGAUGAUUUACCUCCAAGUCGAGAAGCUAGACACUCCACUAAACUAAGAAGAGAGAGCUGCUCUGGUUUGCUUCGAUUAAACAAGGCCAGAAUCAGAGAUUUCCACUCUCAUCACAAAGCCCAUACAAUUCAACCUUACUUCUCUUUGAACACUGUUAACCUCGAUCAAUAACCAAAUGGAGUUUGUUGUACUACUGUAUAAAAUCUGCCUAUGGGACGAGGUCCUGCAAUCUUCC
Balaenoptera musculus (blue whale) is the source of this 2386-nucleotide messenger RNA. RefSeq names its product solute carrier family 22 member 2 (gene SLC22A2). NCBI's taxonomy places the organism in Eukaryota, Metazoa, Chordata, Mammalia, Artiodactyla, Balaenopteridae. The transcript is spliced from 11 exons. Bases 533 to 2197 code for a protein of 554 amino acids. The record is from RefSeq and is a predicted model, not a curated record. Gene Ontology annotation, biological process: transmembrane transport. Gene Ontology annotation, cellular component: membrane.